This is a messenger RNA of Dermacentor silvarum, 3492 nucleotides long. Its product is annotated as S-adenosylmethionine mitochondrial carrier protein-like. NCBI's taxonomy places the organism in Eukaryota, Metazoa, Arthropoda, Arachnida, Ixodida, Ixodidae. The coding region runs from base 225 to 1154 and encodes 309 amino acids. Gene Ontology annotation, molecular function: S-adenosyl-L-methionine transmembrane transporter activity. Gene Ontology annotation, cellular component: mitochondrial inner membrane. The transcript has 9 exons. The record is from RefSeq and is a predicted model, not a curated record.
CUCUACCAUAGGAACCGGCGGAACAUCUGAAACACCAAUCCCGCUCUCUUUGCCCCUCCUGCACCUCCUCUCCUUAGGCAGCUGCCCGUGCGGUCCGUGCCAUGUGCGUGUUAUGCUGGUAGCUACAGCUGUGGCUACGGGCGCCCUGUGGAAGUAGAAUGAGUGAUGUCAAAUGUUGUUAAAGGGAUUCGGAAGUCAAUUGGAGCAGAACUUUACUGAGCACAAUGGGAAGUGUUGACAAUCCGUCCUUUUUCGCCUCGCUAGUGGCUGGUGCAAUUGCUGGCACCACUGUGGACGUCGUUCUUUUUCCGCUCGACACGCUUAAGACACGCUUGCAAAGCCAGCAGGGGUUUCUGAAAGCAGGGGGCUUCAAGAAGAUCUACUCCGGUAUCGCGUCUGCUGCGCUUGGCUCUGCACCAACAUCGGCACUAUUUUUCUGCACCUAUGAAGGAGUGAAGCAAUUUGUUGGUCCAGUCAUGCCAAGUUUGAUGGCUCCUUUGGUGCACAGUAUUGCAGCUGCAUGUGGUGAAGUGGCAGCCUGCUCUUUAAGAGUUCCUGUGGAAGUUGUGAAACAACGUACUCAAGCAAACCAUGAUAUGAGUAGUUGGAGGAUGUUUAAAAGUGUGUUGCACGUUGAGGGUAUUCAUGGUUUCUACCGUGGCUACUUUUCGACAGUAGCAAGAGAGAUUCCCUUUUCAUUUAUACAGUUCCCCCUCUGGGAGUUUCUCAAGAACAUGUUUGCAAACCCGGACUCCUUACUUACCUGGCAGGCUGCUGUUUGUGGGGCUAUAUCAGGUGGCAUUGCAGGAGGACUGACCACUCCUCUUGAUGUUGCUAAGACAAGAAUCAUAUUGGCCGAGCGAACAAGCCACCUGGCUGAUGGGAGCAUGUAUGCUGCACUCAAGACUGUAUGGCAUGAGAAAGGGAUUCCAGGGCUUUUUAGCGGUGUCACUCCCAGAGUGGUCUCCCUUUCAGUGGGGGGCUUCAUCUUCCUUGGUGCCUACGAGCAAGCCAAACAGCUCUUCUACAAUUUCAUACCGCCUUCUUCUCGUGCGACCACUUUGACACGUACGCCUAUGAUGACCACCAGUGGAGAACAGGACUCGACAAAUUUUUCCAAGCCAACAACCUCCUUUUCUAAGACAGCGACAUGACCGAGCUUGAGACGUGCUAAGUUGCUGGUUGUUACUGUGAGACAGGUGCAGUAUAUACCAAGUUGACAGCUAUAUUUUAGUUCCUUGUUUAUGGUUACUGUAGAAAAUAGAUUUGCAAGAAAACUGUUGUGAAUGUGAAUGGCGUCAAAGAAUGCCACAUCAGAAGUAUGGAUGGAGCAAAUGCUCCAUCCAUACUUCUGAUGUGGCAAAAAGCCCUUGCCACUAAACCUCGUUGCAUGGAAUUUUUCUCAUUCCUUCAUACACAUAAUGCACUGAAAUUAGCUGCUAUAAAUCCAAAUAUGGUGGAAAGUUGGGGUUGUUUGUGGUUCGUGACACUCCAAGGAAGUCAAGAUAGACGGGACGCCUGUUGGUCUUUCCUGAAAAUGUUUGUUGAUGAACAGUGCUUGUGGCCAUUCUUUGAUGAUUGCUGUUACUGAGGGGACAUAUCGACCCAGCUGCUAAUCUUCCAUGCCGUAAUGAACAGGUCAGUUCAAGAAACUGGACAUUUUAGGUCCAAACACAGUUAACCAUACCUGCCAGCUCAUUAAUUUUUCAUAAACUUUACGCAUUUGGAAUCCUACGAUUUUACGAAUGCCGCAUUAAGUGUUCUAUGAACUGUUCACAAAAAUGCUUAUAGGGCUGAAAAAUAGGACUGCACAAUAUUGCAAAAAAAUGUUUGCAAAAUAGAAAUUGGGGCAGUGCCUGUGCCACAUGUUUGUGGCAGCACAGGACAGCAUACACCACAAGCAUAGCCUCCCACAUACUUCUGAUGGUGAAUCAGAGGUGUACUUGCUUCAAGCAAGUUUAUUCAGACAAGUUUAUCAAGUAGGUGAAAUCGGUAACAGCAAUGUCACUGCAAUCUAAAAAAGUGUUGUGGGGGGUUGGGCUCUGCUGUUGCAAGUUUGCAACUGCUUACCCAACAAGAAAACUGUCCGUCCGACCGGUAAGGCUUUCAAGAUAGAGCCCGCAGUGACGAGUGAGUUUACUUUCGCACUGCCUGUCGCUUCAAUGCGAACAUAGCGGCCAAAAACACAGCGCGCAGAGCUAUCAGCAGUCUCUGUGCGCUUAGCAGAUUGCUUUCCAGAUACGGUCUGUGCGGCCAUGCCAGAAUGCGCUUGAUUGGUCCGUGCCGCUGCUGGCAUCCUUUGGUCACGGUUCAUAAUGGUUCGACACGAAUGGACAGUGCAUCAAAAUCGAUGACUGCUUAUAAUCGGAACAUCAUCAGCGCACCUGGCGCCGACACCUGCAGUACUUUGCCGCCAUCAGCUCCAGGUCGUGUCGCCGCUGCGCUGUCGUUUGUACUGACCAGAUCAAGUGUCAUAACAGUGAUAAUGACACUGGGCUGCAUGGAGAUGAGCAAGCACCACAAUGCGUACGCGUAUUUAGAUAACUCCCAGAGAAGUUUCUGUGCGAUUUUUUUUUAUUGUGAUAGCAAUUAUAUGGACACACCAGGCGCAUUUCUGUCGCCGUCAUUGUCGUCGUGAGGUUCUGUAUAAAGUCCUAGGGCGAUAAAAUCGUCGCCGCGGGUCGUAUGCUGUAUGUGCGAGUGAAAGCUUGUGAGGGUGAGCCGGCAAUCGCGAUUCAAUCUCACGCACGUAAAAGGGGAAAGUGGGAAGGAAAUACGCCGUCUUCCGUUGCGCGUAACGUCCCGGGGGGGGGGGGGGGGGGAGUAGGGAGGGGGGCUCGCGUUUUACUUCGGGCCGCUGUGUCUCGAAAGCAUUGGGGACACGGUCUGCCGUGCGUUAUUUUUGCGACUUAUUUGCGUUGAUGCUAGACGCAGAUCGAAGGUCAAUUCGCUUGCUACUGCUGACGCGCUUCCUCAUUCCAUCGUUUUAACAGCGAGUUUCCGCAUUCAUCGAGUGAGAUGUGUUCAUGUUUGCUUGUGCGUGUGUGACACCAUGCUUGUUCAUUUAGUUAGUAUGCCUAUGUUUACAAGUUUAUACGGCCGAUGAAACUGCUAUCCUUACUUUGUAUAGCUGUCAACUAAUUUGCUAUCGCAAUCGAUGCUUUGCCUUUCGGGCGAAACUGCAACAUUUUUUCAAAGGCACAUUGUAUGGUUCAGUUGUUCAAAUGGUGUGCAUGGCAAGACAGUGAAGUGAUGUGACUGCCAAAAUAACCAAUACCAGGCCGGGCAGCUUGGACACAUGUGAAAGAAAAGCCGGUGGUGCCAGAAAAAUUCAAAAAAAUUUUUUUUGCAAAUUAAAAAUCCCUUUUUGUAACUUCUCACAUGAAUAGCAGACAUGUGGAGCUUUCUAAUGAUGCAUCACAUAUAUUUCUGAGCCGACCACCAAAGCUACUUUUUUUAUCAUGAACAUGAAGCUUUUUGCAAAAACUUCAA